Messenger RNA from Lepus europaeus (European hare), 2267 nucleotides. RefSeq names its product solute carrier family 26 member 1 (gene SLC26A1). Gene Ontology annotation, cellular component: membrane. Lineage: Eukaryota; Metazoa; Chordata; Mammalia; Lagomorpha; Leporidae. Gene Ontology annotation, molecular function: oxalate transmembrane transporter activity; sulfate transmembrane transporter activity; chloride transmembrane transporter activity. The record is from RefSeq and is a predicted model, not a curated record. Gene Ontology annotation, biological process: transmembrane transport. The transcript has 3 exons. Bases 133 to 2181 code for a protein of 682 amino acids.
CUGUGGCCGCUCCUGCUUUCCUGCCCGCCACCGAAGCCAGCCGGGCCGCACACCCAGCCCCGCCCGGCACCCCGUGGCCUGCCGAGCUCGCAAGGGGCUCCCCAGGUUGGCGUGUGGGCCUGGCGCUGCGUGAUGGAGACGUGCCCUGAGCCCGGGAAGCGGGGUGCAGGCUCGGGGCUGGUCCGCCGACAGCCCCCUGCGCCCCGGGGCCUGCUGGAGACGCUGAAGGGCAGGCUGGGGCGGAGCUGUGCGUGCAGCAUGCCGUGUGCCCGGGCGCUGCUACAGGACCUGGUGCCUGCCACGCGCUGGCUGCGCCACUACCGCCCGCGGGAGGACCUGGCCGGCGAUGUCAUGUCGGGGCUGGUCAUCGGCGUCAUCCUGGUCCCGCAGGCCAUCGCCUACGCGCUGCUGGCCGGGCUGCAGCCCAUCUACAGCCUCUACACCUCCUUCUAUGCGAACGUCAUCUACUUCCUGCUCGGCACCUCGCACCACGUCUCUGUGGGCAUCUUCAGCCUGCUGUGCCUCAUGGUGGGGCAGGUGGUGGACCGGGAGCUCCAGCUGGCCGGCUUCGACCCCUCCCAGGACGGCCUGGGGCCCGGGGCCAACAGCAGUGUCCUCAACAGCUCGGCGUCUGUGCUGGGGCGGGACUGUGGGCGGGACUGCCACGCCAUCCGUGUUGCCACCGCCCUCACGCUGGUGGCUGGGGUGUACCAGGUUCUGAUGGGUGUCCUCCAGCUGGGCUUCGUGUCCACCUACCUCUCGCAGCCACUGCUGGACGGCUUCGCCAUGGGGGCCUCCGUGACCAUCCUGACCUCGCAGCUCAGGCACCUGCUGGGCGUGCAGGUCCCUCGGCACCAGGGCCCGGGCAUGGUGCUCAGGACCUGGCUGAGCCUGCUGCGCAGCACCGGGCAGGCCAACGUGUGCGACGUGCUCACCAGCGCCGUGUGCCUGGCGGUGCUGCUGGCCGCAAAGGCGCUCUCGGAACGCUGCCGGCACCGGCUGAAGGUGCCGCUGCCCACGGAGCUGCUGGUGAUCGUGGCGGCCACGCUGGUGUCCCACUUCGGCCGGCUCCAUGAGCGCUUCGGCUCCCGGGUGGCUGGCGACAUCCCCACUGGGUUCAUGGCCCCACGCGUGCCAGACGCCUGGCUGAUGCAGCGCGUGGCCCUGGACGCGGUGCCCCUGGCCCUGGUGAGCUCUGCCUUCUCCCUCUCACUGGCCGAGAUGUUCGCCCGCAGCCACGGCUACUCCGUCCGCGCCAACCAGGAGCUGCUGGCCGUGGGCUGCUGCAACGUGCUGCCCGCCUUCUUCCACAGCUUCGCCACCAGCGCCGCCCUGGCCAAAACCCUGGUGAAGACGGCCACCGGCUGCCGGACGCAGCUGUCCAGCGUGGUCAGCGCCGCCGUGGUGCUGCUGGUGCUGCUGGCGCUGGCCCCGCUGUUCCGGGACUUGCAGCGCAGCGUGCUGGCCUGUAUCAUCGUGGUCAGCUUGCGGGGCGCCCUGGGCAAGGCGAGGGACCUCCCGCGGCUCUGGCGGCUGAGCCCGGCCGACGCGCUGGUCUGGGUGGCCACCGCGGCCACCUGCGUGCUGGUCACCACUGAGGCCGGGCUGCUGGCCGGAGUGCUGCUGUCCCUGCUCAGCCUGGCAGGCCGCACGCGGCAGCCACGGGCCACGCUGCUGGCCCGCAUCGGCGACUCCGGCUUCUACGAGGACGCUGCGGAGUUUGAGGGCCUGGUCCCCGAGCCGGGGGUGCAGGUGUUUCGCUUCGGGGGACCGCUGUACUGCGCCAACAAGGACUUCUUCCUGCGCUCCCUGUACAGCCUCACGGGGCUAGACGCCGGGCGCUGGGCCGCCAGGAGAACGCGGCGGGGCGUGGGCCUGGACGCGGGCGCAGGGCUGGUGCCCCAGCCGGCCGGCUUCCACACGGUGGUCAUCGACUGCGCCCCGCUGCUGUUCCUGGACGCGGCGGGCUUGGCCACGCUGCAGCAGCUGCGCGGGGACUAUGGGGCCCUGGGCGUGGCCCUGCUGCUGGCCUGCUGCAGCCCCUCGGUGCGGGAGACCCUGCGGAGGGGCGGCUUCCUCGGGGAGGCGGCCGAGGACGAGCAGCUGUUCCACAGCGUGCACGCCGCCGUGCAGGCCGCCCUGGCCCGCCACUGCCCCCAGGAGGCCAACUGCAGCGUCUAGCGGGCGGCCCCUCCCGCGUGAGCCCAGCAGGCGAAGGGACUCCCGCUGCCCGAGCUCGGAGGCGCCCGGGGCCCUCCCAAGCAGGC